Messenger RNA from Rhopilema esculentum, 1843 nucleotides. Lineage: Eukaryota; Metazoa; Cnidaria; Scyphozoa; Rhizostomeae; Rhizostomatidae. The record is from RefSeq and is a predicted model, not a curated record.
GACACCAAAUUGUUUUUCAGCUACACAUCUGGUCAGGCAGGUGUGUUCUAUUCCGCUGGCUGGCCAAUCAGAUAUUCUUCCGGGAGCCCAGAUUACUGUUACAUAAGGUAUAACGUCGGUAGCAACAGCUUGAAAGUUGCUGUCAUGGACUUGGACCUUGGCUCAUCUUCCUAUUCAAAUUUGCCAUACUUCCAAGUGAGAGGCUCAAACAGUCGUUAUUUCGAAAAAUACCCCAUCGCAUUUGAAAGCAAAAAAAGCUUAAUCACACGCUACACGAUUGCAGUGAGUAUAAAACUGUGUGGAACUCAGUCUCCUCGAUCGUAUACCACUGAUUACAACUAUGUGUAUUUGCUCUUUAAUAAACCAAUCGCCACGACAGUUGGUAGAGGUUUUGUGGUUGGCUACGUCGAAUAUGGAUCCUCGUCAAGUUGGUCAAGUUGGUCAAGUUGGUCGAAGUGGUCGAGUUGGUCAAGUUCAAGAAGUUCAGGUUCAGGCACUGCUAUUGGCGCAUCAAUCGGGAGUAUCGUUUUUGUUGCGAUCAUAAUAGGAGUCAUCUAUGGAUGUUGCAGAGCAUCUUGCAGGGCCAAUCGAGGAGCCAUCAUUGUAGCACAGCAAGGACAGACCGCACAAGCCGCCCCCAUUGUAAAUGCCAAUGUCUCUAACAAUGUAGCAACAUCCCAGGCAACUACUCUAGCACCUACAACUACUGCAGGUUACAUGCCACCACCGCAGGGUGCCCCUGGCUAUAUGUACCCACCGCAGGGUGCCCCUGGAUAUAUGCCACCACCGCAGGGUGCACCUGCAUAUAUGCCACCGCAGGGUGCCCCUGGCUAUAUGUACCCACCGCAGGGUGCCCCUGGAUGUAUGCCACCACCACAAGGUGCCCCAGGAUAUAUGCCACCACCACAAGGUGCCCCAGGAGAUAUGCCAUCACCAGAUGGUCAAGGCUAUAUGGCGGCGCCACCGCCAUACUCGACCAGUGGUCCUUAUCCAACUGCACAAUAUCCUGGUGGAAUGCAAAAACAAUAAAGAUUUGCAAAGUACUUUAAUUUCAACUGAUUCGUGUCGUUAUUCUAAGAUUUCAAAAUCUUGCAGCCGUAUUGCUGACAAGCCAUUUUUCUUUAAUUAAGCAUAGUUCAGGUUUUCAUCUUAUAACUUUAUGUAGUGCUAGAUUCAAUUUGCAAUAUAUUUGUUGUAUUAUAGCUGCAUUGUCAGAACUAUAUAGAUUUAAUGUGUUGGGAAUUCCUAAGCAACCUGCAAGGUUAUUCACCUUCUUAAUUUUUUGCCGAAUGUUCAUGAAAUAAGCACUUGAUUGACAGAAGAUGAUUACAAGGGAAAAAGCCCGAUUAUCCAACUUUUCGAAUUUGUCUCCCACUCCAGUUUUGAUCCAUAACUAUAUAUUAUAUUAAUCUUAAUAUUAAAUCAACAUAAUGUUUCUGAAACCAUGCACCUCAGCCAGUUCAAAUGGUCAUUAAUUAUAUUAAUAGCAAUAUAGUGUUGUGACAACCGGCCCGUUGUCAGGGGGUUAUCAACAGGUGCUAGCGCUUUGCCCGCUCGAUUCAAAUUGUUGUGCUGUUGCCGUAUCGCAUGGUCGCUAUCGCCGCCAUUUUACUUUCGUUCGCUGUUCGUGAUGAUUUGUCGGUCUGCAUUGUUUUGCGUAUCUUGACAAUUAUAUUUUAUUGUUAAUAUUACGAUAACUUGUUGAUUUAUAAAUGAUUGAUUAAGUAUUUAGCUUCAUGUUAUUUUUAUUGAAUUAUGUAUUAUUUUGAAUAAUCUUGUUACUUUAAAGCAAUGUAUCACGGUAUUCUAAACUAAUUAAUUGAUUUGACUUGUUUCAUUUGGU